CUCGUUUUGGCUAAUAUUAUGCCUCGUUCUGGAUAUGUUUAUUAUAUUGUUUGGCAAUACUGUUCCUAGUAAAAUAUUAGCAUAACACUUUUCUGUUUUGGAUACGCAAUUAAAUUCCUGAUCACUAGAUCUGAAUAAAAAGCCAGGAUGUCCUCGACCCUACUUCUGGUGGGUCUGUUCUGUGUGUGCCGCCAUGCUGCACUGACCUAUGCCAACAUGUAUAGCUACAAAUCAAGUAAUAACAUUGACCACAUCUGGGCCUACACGCAACUCAAUUACAGCGUCUACGUUCCGACCUGUGGCUGGAAGCUAAUACUUCAAUCCGGAAUGGUCAUUACCAACAUGACAGGAGGCGACGAGUUUUUCACGUACACAAAGGUCGACGACUACACCUAUUUGCUAAAUUCCAAGGUCAAGUACGCUGACUUAAGUAUAUCAAGACCAAAUGACCAAGACAUCACCUUGAUUGGACCUUUUGGAACUAAAGACCCUGUCAUCAUAGUGGAUUGGUUCUGUGUUUGCAAUCAAUCGACCCAUGGCGAUUGCCAGAUUGUAUCUGAUGCUAAACUUUCACGUGAUCCAUACUCUUCAGUUCAAGACAGCGUGUCGUCAUCCACUGCUUCCUCUGGUGAUGGGCAGACAACUACAUCAUCAACUCUUGCAGAGUUACCUUCUCUUGGAUUGACAACUAUUUUAGAAUAUUUGUCUUCAUUUAGUCCUGAAGCUACCAGUAGUUCUUUUAAAGAUCACUACACAAUACCAGACAGUCCUACUCCAUCAUCUAUGUUGUAUCUCAGCUCAAAGACAGGGACUACUUUCAAAGCAACAGACGUCAGUUCUGCAUUAGAUGCAUCCGUUAACGUGAUACUAGAUUCAUCCGCAGCAUCUGCUUUAAAAUUAACCACAUCACUGUCACCACCGCUGGACCUAUCAACAGCAAAGCUAAUAAAUCUAGCAUCAACACUAGAACCAUCAACGACCUAUGCUGCCUCGGCUACUACUCCAUCAACGGUAGCAAUAGUGCAAGCUAGUUUAUCAACACUAGCAACAUCAUUUGUGUCAUCUACAGAAGCAACAUCCUUAAAGAUAGCAUUUUCAACGUCUUUUACCAUCUCUUUUGCAAACUCUUCAACCACAGCAGCACACACAUCAACACUGCCAUCACUAUCAACAUCAUCAGAUACCAUAAACACAUCAGAAAUAACAAAUGUUACCCCAACCUCCGGAAGCAGUUCCGCUAAUUGUAUGACAACUUCCGUCUUGCAGUAUACGUCAUCAGUCUAUCAGACGAUGGUAUCCAUGCCAACACCUCAACAAGCUUCCGGUGUCAACCAAGCCUCUAGCACAUUAACAGAUUUCAACCUUCAUCUGACCAAAGCGCCAGACCUCUGUCAUGUGAACGACACAAGAACGCUGUCCGAGGCCAGGCCCCACUUGUUUGACUGUAGCUUCUUGUGCAGGGAUGAUCUAGCAUGCCUGGGAAUUAACCUCUGGGAGGCAGGGGGUCAUUGCGACCUGGUCUUCAAUGUAUCUUCAGGGGACGGGAAGCCCAGAGGUGGGUUCUACUUUCUCCCAGGGUGCCAGUUUUAUUUCCUUCAUAGAACUUGAUGGGAUUCUUGUAUUAGAGUUUAGCAGUACACAUCUC
This is a messenger RNA of Biomphalaria glabrata, 1645 nucleotides long. RefSeq names its product serine-rich adhesin for platelets-like. The record is from RefSeq and is a predicted model, not a curated record. Bases 148 to 1608 code for a protein of 486 amino acids. NCBI's taxonomy places the organism in Eukaryota, Metazoa, Mollusca, Gastropoda, Planorbidae. The transcript has 6 exons.